AUGCCCCUGAAAGGACGGACCCUGAGUCCAGUCAAACCUGGAGGCUUAACUACUGGUUUGCAGGAUACGGAUUCCUGCUGGAAGACAAUUAAAAAGAAUGCUAUUCCACACCAGACGUGUUGGCAAGACUCCAGCACUUCACAGGACCAGCCCUGCCCCCCUCAAACACCUGCAAAGCCAAGACAGCUCUUCGGCAUUUCUAUGAUGGACAUUUGUGGUGAUGAUAAGCUGCUCAACCCCAUUCUGAGUAUGCUUGCUUUUAUCAAUGAAAAAGGCCCUCUCAGGAAAGGAGUGUUCAGAACACCAACCCAUAUGAAAUCUGGCAGAGAACUAAAGGAGAAGCUCAAUUCCGGAAAGAAAGUGAACUGGAAUAGUGAAUCCAUCUUUGUGAUAGUGGCAGUCUUAAAGGAUUUUCUUCAAAACAUCGAAGGAAGUCUUUUUUCAUCCAGUCUGUAUGAUAGAUGGCUUGCUGUUCCUUGUCAAGGGAAGAGGGAGGAUGAGAAAAUAACUGCCACCCGGAGGCUUUUAGACCAGCUGCCAAGAGCCAAUGCUGUGCUCUUGCAGUGUCUUUUCGGGGUAUUAUACAACAUCAAGCAGCACUCUUCAUACAACGAGAUGACCGCUUUUGCCUUAUCACAGCAUAUAGCCCCGAGCCUUCUUUGUCUACCUAACCCUUGCAGCACAGAAGCAGGAAUGUACUUGAUGAAAAGGGUAAGGAGAUUUCUUAUUUUUAUGUCCUGCGGGGCUGAGUCACCACCUUGA
Molecule: messenger RNA, 762 nt
Organism: Manis pentadactyla (Chinese pangolin)
Lineage: Eukaryota; Metazoa; Chordata; Mammalia; Pholidota; Manidae
Product: rho GTPase-activating protein 20-like
Exons: 5
Coding region: 1-762 (253 amino acids)
Biological process (GO): signal transduction
Molecular function (GO): GTPase activator activity
Source: RefSeq, a predicted model, not a curated record